Molecule: messenger RNA, 3177 nt
Organism: Apodemus sylvaticus (European woodmouse)
Lineage: Eukaryota; Metazoa; Chordata; Mammalia; Rodentia; Muridae
Gene: Dner
Product: delta/notch like EGF repeat containing
Exons: 13
Coding region: 99-2327 (742 amino acids)
Biological process (GO): heterophilic cell-cell adhesion; establishment or maintenance of epithelial cell apical/basal polarity
Cellular component (GO): plasma membrane; protein-containing complex
Molecular function (GO): calcium ion binding
Source: RefSeq, a predicted model, not a curated record
CAGCCUCUGGCGCCGCUGCCACCGCCAUCUCCGCCGCUAGCAGCGCCGUCGCCACCGCGCCCAGCUCCGUUCCAGCUUGUGCGUCCUCUCCUCUCGCUAUGCCUCCCCGCCGCGCCCAGGCGCCCGGUGCCCCGCUGCUGCCCGUGCUGGCCCUGCUGCCGCUGCUGCUGGGUGCUGGGCCCCAAAGCGGCUGCUUGGCCAGCCCGGUGCCCGCCGCGCCCCUGCCUGCUCCGGGACCGUGCGCUUCGCAGCCCUGUCGGAACGGGGGCGUGUGCACUCCGCGUCCAGUGACCGACCAAGAGCAUCCCGUGGCCGAUGCUGAACCCCGCUACAGCUGCACCUGUCCCGCUGGGGUCUCUGGCACCGACUGCCAGUUUGUUGCAGAUCCUUGUGCCAGCAACCCUUGUCACCAUGGCAACUGCAGCAGCAGCAGCAGCAGCAGCAGCAGCAGCAGCAGCAACGAUAGUUACCUCUGCAUUUGCAACGAUGGCUAUGAAGGUCUUAACUGUGAACAAGCACUUCCCAGUAUUCCAACCUCUGGCUGGACAGAGUCCAUGGCACCCAGACAGCUUCAGCCUGUUCCCGCCACCCAGGAGCCUGACAUAAUCCUGCCCCACUCUCAGGCAACAGUGACGCUGCCAACUUGGCAGCCAAAAACAGGGCAGAAAGUUGUAGAAAUGAAAUGGGACCAAGUAGAGGUGGUCCCUGAUGUUGCCUGUGGGAAUGCCAGUUCUAACAACUCUGCAGGCGGCCGCCUAGUGUCUUUUGAAGUACCACAGAACACCUCUGUAAAGAUUCGGCAGGAUGCCACUGCUUUGCUGAUCUUGCUGUGGAAGGUCACAGCCACAGGCUUUCAACAGUGCUCCCUCAUAGAUGGACGAAGCGUGACACCCCUCCAGGCUCCAGGGGGCCUUGUCCUGUUAGAGGAGAUGCUGGCCUUGGGACCCAACCACUUCAUUGGUUUUGUGAAUGAUUCUGUUGCUAAGUCCAUUGUGGCUUUGCGUUUAACGCUCGUGGUGAAGGCUAGCAACUGUGUGCCCGGGGACAGCCACUCAAAUGACUUAGAGUGUUCGGGAAAAGGAAAAUGUGUCACGAAGCCAUCAGAGGCAACCUUUUCCUGCACCUGCGAGGACCAGUACAUUGGCACGUUCUGUGAAGAAUUUGAUGCCUGUCAGAGGAAACCUUGCCAGAAUGAGGCGAGCUGUAUUGAUGCGAACGAGAAGCAGGCCGGGAGCAAUUUCACUUGCCUUUGCCUUCCGGGUUAUACUGGAGAGCUUUGCCAGUCCAAGAUUGAUUACUGUGUCCUAGAUCCAUGCAGAAAUGGAGGCACAUGCGUUUCCAGCCUCAGCGGGUUCACCUGCCAGUGUCUGGAAGGGUACUCCGGCUCGGCCUGUGAAGACAAGGUGGACCCCUGCGUGUCUUUGCCGUGUCAGAACAACGGCACCUGCUACGCGGACGGUGUGCACUUCACCUGCAGCUGCAGUCCAGGCUUCACAGGGCCUACAUGUGCCCAGCUUGUGGACUUCUGUGCCCUCAGCCCGUGUGCUCAUGGCAUGUGCCGUAGCGUGGGUACCAGCUACAAGUGCCUCUGCGAUCCAGGUUACCAUGGCCUCUACUGUGAGGAAGAAUACAAUGAGUGCCUGUCUGCCCCUUGCCUGAAUGCUGCCACCUGCCGGGACCUCGUCAAUGGCUAUGAGUGUGUGUGCCUGGCAGAAUACAAAGGAACACACUGUGAACUGUACAAGGACCCCUGUGCUAACAUCAGUUGUCUGAAUGGAGGUACCUGUGACAGCGAAGGGCUGAAUAGCACGUGCAUCUGUGCGCCCGGGUUCACAGGUGAAGAGUGUGACAUUGACAUCAAUGAAUGUGACAGUAAUCCUUGUCAUCAUGCUGGAACCUGCUUGGACCAGCCCAAUGGUUACACCUGCCACUGUCCUCAUGGCUGGGUGGGAGCAAACUGUGAAAUCCACCUGCAGUGGAAGUCUGGGCACAUGGCUGAGAGCCUCACCAACAUGCCGCGGCACUCCCUCUACAUCAUCAUCGGAGCCCUGUGUGUAGCCUUUGUUCUCAUGCUCAUCAUCCUGAUCGUGGGCAUCUGCCGCAUCAGCCGUAUUGAGUACCAGGGCUCCUCCCGGCCAGCCUAUGAGGAAUUCUACAACUGCCGCAGCAUUGACAGUGAGUUCAGCAAUGCCAUCGCGUCCAUCCGGCAUGCCAGGUUUGGGAAGAAGUCUCGGCCUGCAAUGUACGACGUGACUCCCAUUGCUUAUGAGGAUUACAGCCCUGAUGACAAACCCUUGGUCACACUGAUUAAAACAAAAGAUUUGUAAUCUUUUUUUUUGGAUUAUUUUUCAAAAAAUAUGAGAUACUAAGAUCGUUUAAAUAUUUUUAAGAAAAUUAAAAAGCUUAAGAGAUGUAAAAUGUUAGCUGCUCAAGAGUUUUCAGUAGACUAUCAAGGAACUAAUUUUCUGCAGCUUUUAGUUUGAAAAACAGUAUUUUAAAAAAAAAAACAGAAUUUGUGAAAUCCGUAGACCAUGUUUUAAUGUACUUUCAGCUCUCAACACUGUAUACUUCAACAAGUAUGGGCUCGUUUGACAGUAGACCCACCACGAAACCCAGAUGGACUUCUGUGGUUGUUACAGAAUAAACCUUAUGUAGGAAGAGUUUCUUUUGACGUGUGAUGCCGGCUUUCUGAGUAGAGUUAGGAAAAUAAAUAGAGUAUGAUGCAUAAUUCAGUAUAAUCGUUACUUAAUAUGACGUGGCGUCCGAGAUGUUUGUUUUGUGAAAAAAAGAAAACUAGUUAAAUUUAUUAUUCCUAACCUGAAUGAAAUUAGCCUCUGCCUUAUUCUGUGCAUGGGUAAGUAACUUAUUUUCUGCACUGUUUCUGUUGAACUCUGAGGAAAUGUUGUUCUUUCCAGUUUGUUUCAGUCAUUUCCUUGUAACAGUCCUUGAACUUGGCCUUGUAAACAUAAACAAGGAAAGGGUCUAGAGAAGCAAAGACUUAUCAGUUUCAACUUAUACUUUUUCCUUUAAAAGUUAAGUAUUUUUCAUUUUAAUUGUGAGUGGAUUAAAUUAUGUUGCAGGUGUUUCUUGCUAAGAGGUAGUGACAUGUAAGAGGUGCUGGUCCCUUCUGUAGUGUUUCUUAUAGUGCACAUUUCUUUAUACCCAAGACAAUUUUUG